AUGACAUCUAUUCAACAAUAUGGUUUAUCUUCUGAUCGUAUUUGUGACCCACAUGGGCUCAAUAUUGAUCAUCUUGAAUGUCUUAUUUGUCGCGAAAUACUCUGGAAACCAGUUGCUUGUCAAUCAUGUGAAACACCUUUCUGUUCCGUAUGCAUCCAUCAAUGGCUAGUCGGCAGUCCAGCACAGUGUCCAAAUCGAUGCAAAACAUACGUUCGACGAAAAUGUCCACCAAUUCUUACUAAACUACUUGCUGAAUUACAGAUAGCUUGUUUCUAUGAAUCGAAUGGUUGCAAUCAAGUAUUUUAG
This is a messenger RNA of Rotaria sordida, 306 nucleotides long. NCBI's taxonomy places the organism in Eukaryota, Metazoa, Rotifera, Eurotatoria, Philodinida, Philodinidae. The record is from the annotation of a GenBank genome assembly.